AUGAAAGUUGCAAUAAUUGGUGGUGGUCCUGCUGGUCUUGCCGCAGUAAAACAUUGUUUGGAACAAAAUAUCGAAUGUACUGCUUUUGAGCAAACGGAAAAUAUAGGAGGAACUUGGAUUUACACCGACAACAUAGAAGAAGAUGAAAAUGGAGUACCGGUUCAUACAGCAAUGUACCAGGGAUUGCGUACAACUUUACCCAGUCGGCUUAUGGAGUUUGAAAACUUUCCUCACAUGUCCAAAGAGAACUUUUAUAUCACACAACCAGACGUUUUGGAGUAUAUUAAGUCUUACGCUAACCACUUUAACUUAUUACCUCACAUAAAGGUGGUUUUUAGUUUUACUAAAUUAUUUUAUGGUAGACCCGCUAAAGGAGUAAUAACUAAACCUAGAGUGUCCCAUUUAAAAAAAGGCAAAGCAUUUUUUCGGGAUGGAACCGAAGAAGACAUAGAUGAAGUCAUUUAUUGCACAGUUAUUUUCCACGUGAAGUAA
Molecule: messenger RNA, 492 nt
Organism: Sitophilus oryzae (rice weevil)
Lineage: Eukaryota; Metazoa; Arthropoda; Insecta; Coleoptera; Curculionidae
Product: senecionine N-oxygenase-like
Exons: 3
Coding region: 1-492 (163 amino acids)
Molecular function (GO): flavin adenine dinucleotide binding; NADP binding; N,N-dimethylaniline monooxygenase activity
Source: RefSeq, a predicted model, not a curated record